AUGAAGGUAAAUGAGAGAAGAUCUCAUGGUCGUACAUCUGGGGAGGAAGAAAAGGUGAUCAUGACAAGGAAGCAAAAGGCAGAGAGCAACGAACAGGACGCAGAGCAAUCUCCAAAAAAGUCCAAGACUGAUCAAAACGACGACGGCCAGCCAAACGGGAAAUCUGCAGCCGACGUAGCUGCAGAGUUUGAAGAAUUCUGUAAAGCCAUUAGAGACCACCUCUCCAUCCAACAAAUGCGGGAAAUACUGGAAGCUAAUGGCCAAGAUACCUCCGGUCCUGAUGGUGCCAUAAUCUCUAAAUGUCAAGAUCUGCUGUUUUAUGGGCCAUUGGAGAAAUGCCCAGUUUGCAACGGCAAUUUGGAGUACACCGGCACACGCUACUCUUGCAGAGGGUUUUGCAGUGAGUGGUCUUCUUGCACCUUCAGCACAAAGGACCCACCAAGGAAACAAGAACCAACGAAAUUACCAGAUUCUGUUCUCAACUCCCCUGUUUCACACUUGAUAAAGAAGUAUCAGGAUCCAAGUCGCCGGCCUCGAAGGAAUUUAGGGACGACGGAUAAACCUUUUACUGGAAUGGUGAUUUCUCUAAUGGGCCGUCUUUCUCGGACACAUGAUUAUUGGAGAAAAGAAAUUGAAAAACAUGGAGGGAAAGUUGCCAACUCUGUCAUUGGUGCAACUUGUCUGGUCGCCUCUCCGGCGGAGAGAGAGCGCGGUGGCUCAUCUAAACUUGUGGAAGCAAUGGAGAGAGGCAUUCGUGUAGUAAGCGAAGCUUGGUUAGUAGAUAGCAUUCAGAAAAAAGAAGCCCAGCCCCUUGAAGCUUAUGAUAUUCUUAGCGAUCUUUCUGUAGAUGGGAAAGGAAUUCCAUGGGAUAAACGAGAUCCUAGUGACGAGGCACUCGAAUCACUCUCAGCAGAAUUAAAGCUCUUUGGCAAGAGAGGAGUGCACAAGGAUACUAAACUGCAAGAGCAAGGCGGAAAGAUCUACGAAAGAGAUGGGAUUCUGUAUAACUGUGCCUUCUCUCUUUGCGACGUGGGGCGAGGACUGAAUGACUAUUGUGUCAUGCAGCUGAUCACAGUACCGGAGAGCGGCUUGCAGCUGUACUAUAAGAAAGGCAGAGUGGGUGAUGAUCCAAAUGCAGAGGAGAGGCUCGAAGAGUGGGAAAAAAAUGACAAUGCUGUGGAAGAGUUUUUGAGGCUCUUUGAGGAAAUAACUGGCAAUGAAUUUGAGCCCUGGGAAAGAGAGAAGAAGUUUCAGAAGAAGCCACUGAAGUUCUAUCCUAUAGACCUGGAUGAUGGAGUCGAAGUGAGACAUGGAGGUCUUGGUCUUCGGCAGUUGGGAGUUGCAGUUGCACACUGCAAACUUGAGCCUUUGGUUGGCAAUUUCAUGAAGGUCUUGUGCAGUCAAGAGAUAUACAAGUACGCUUUGAUGGAGAUGGGACAUGAUUCCCCUGAUCUACCAAUAGGGAUGGUCACUACUUUUCACUUGAAAAGAUGUGAGGAGAUUGUCCUAGAGUUCAUUGAAAGGGUGAGAUCAAUGAAAGAGACAGGGCAGAAGGCCGAGGCUGUUUGGUCAGAUUAUAGCCAAAGAUGGUUUACUCUGAUGCACUCCACAAGGCCUUUCAUUUUCAGGGAGUUCCAAGAAAUUGCAGAUCAUGCUGCAGCUGUACUAGAGACUGUUCGAGACAUAACUGUGGCUUCACACCUUAUAGGAGACAUGAGUGGCUCCAGCAUUGAUGACCCAUUGUCUGAUGGAUAUGAGAAACUGGGAUGCUCGAUUUCCCCACUGGAUAAACAGUCUGAUGACUACAAGAUGAUCCUAAACUAUCUGGAGAGAACUUAUGAACCUGUCAAAGUUGGAGAUACUGAAUAUGGUGUGACAGUUGAUAACAUAUUUUCUGUGGAAUCAAAUGCGCUCCCUUCUUAUGAUGAGAUAAAGAAUUUGCCAAACAAAGUCCUUUUGUGGUGUGGUACACGUAACUCAAAUCUAUUGAGGCACUUGCAUAAAGGCUUCUUACCAUCUAUAUGCCAACUCCCAGUUCCGGGUUAUAUGUUUGGCAGGGCAAUAGUCUGUUCUGAUGCUGCAGCUGAAGCUGCGAGAUAUGGGUUUACUGCAGUGGACAGGCCAGAAGGGUUCUUGAUCCUCGCCAUUGCUUCUCUAGGAGAUCAAAUUACUGAGCUCAACAGCCCACCUGAGGAUACGAAGUCCUUGGAAGAAAAGAAGCUUGGGGUGAAGGGAGUGGGUAAAAGGAAGACUGAUGAAUCAGAACACUUUGUUUGGAAAGAUGGUAUCAAAGUUCCUUGCGGUCGGUUGCUCCCCUCAGAGCACAAAGAUAGCCCUCUUGAAUACAAUGAGUAUGCUGUUUAUGAUCCUAAACAGGUGAGCAUAAGGUUCUUGGUUGGGGUGAAGUAUGAAGAGAAGGGUAGGGUCGUGGACACCGAGGAGUAA
This is a messenger RNA of Alnus glutinosa, 2445 nucleotides long. Its product is annotated as protein ADP-ribosyltransferase PARP3. Gene Ontology annotation, molecular function: zinc ion binding; NAD+ poly-ADP-ribosyltransferase activity. Lineage: Eukaryota; Viridiplantae; Streptophyta; Magnoliopsida; Fagales; Betulaceae. Bases 1 to 2445 code for a protein of 814 amino acids. The record is from RefSeq and is a predicted model, not a curated record. The transcript is spliced from 16 exons.